Molecule: messenger RNA, 5191 nt
Organism: Nothobranchius furzeri (turquoise killifish)
Lineage: Eukaryota; Metazoa; Chordata; Actinopteri; Cyprinodontiformes; Nothobranchiidae
Gene: smg7
Product: SMG7 nonsense mediated mRNA decay factor
Biological process (GO): nuclear-transcribed mRNA catabolic process, nonsense-mediated decay
Cellular component (GO): telomerase holoenzyme complex
Molecular function (GO): telomeric repeat DNA binding; protein binding; telomerase RNA binding
Source: RefSeq, a predicted model, not a curated record
CCGCUCCUCCCCCGCAGCAGAGGCCCUCUGCGGGUCACACAGCAACAUGGCGUCGGGAGGAGCGUUAGCUCCGGGACACGUCGUUGCCUGAAAGCCCGGUGGUCCGGUAGGAUGAACCUCUGCGCCCAGUACCUGCGACAGGCAGAGGCCCUGAAGGCUGACAUGACGGACUCUAAGCUGGAAGCGGCCGAGGUGUGGACGUCCCGUCAGGCCCUGCAGGACCUGUACCAGGAGAUGCUGGUUACGGAUCUGGAGUACGCCUUGGACAAGAAGGUGGAGCAGGACCUGUGGAACCAUGCCUUUAAGAACCAGAUCACCACGCUGCAGAGCCAGGCCAAGAACCGAGCCAACCCGAACCGCAGCGAGGUCCAGGCCAACCUGUCCCUGUUCUUGGAGGCCGCUAGUGGAUUCUACACUCAGUUGCUCCAGGAGCUCUGCACCGUCUUCAGCGUGGACCUUCCCUGUCGGGUCAAGUCGUCUCAGCUCGGCAUCAUCAGCAACAAGCAGAGCGGUGGCGGCACCAUCAUCACACCUCAGCCCAGUUCCUGUUCCUACAUCUGUCAGCACUGCCUGGUCCAUCUGGGAGACAUCGCCCGUUAUCGGAACCAGACCAGCCAGGCGGAGUCGUACUACCGACACGCAGCUCAGCUGGUCCCAUCAAACGGUCAGCCCUACAACCAGCUGGCCAUCCUGGCCUCCUCUAAGGGAGACCACCUCACCACCAUCUUCUACUACUGCCGCAGCAUCGCAGUCAAGUUCCCCUUCCCAGCAGCCUCCACCAACCUGCAGAAGGCCCUAUCCAAGGCUCUGGACAGCCGUGAUGAGGUGAAGACCAAGUGGAGCGUGUCUGACUUCAUCAGGGCCUUCAUCAAGUUCCACGGCCACGUCUACCUGAGCAAGGGUCUGGACAAGCUGGACGUCCUGAGGGACAAGCUGGAGGAGCAGUUUCAGCGGCUGAUUUUGCAGAAGGCCUUCAGCUCCCAGCAGCUGGUCCACAUCACCGUCAUCAACCUGUUUGAACUCCACCACCUGCGAGACCUGACGGGGGACGGCCGCGAGCAGACCUACAGCAGCGAGCAGCAGAUCAUUUGGUUCCAGCUGCUGGGCCUCUUCGUGUCCUUCCUUGGUGUGAUGUUCAGCUGGGUCCUUUUGAACAAGAACAGGGGCGAGGACACCAUGGGGGAGUGUCCUCUGCCAGCCAUCAAGCUGUCCUUGGACUGGCUCAAGCUAAGGCCCAGUGUCUUCCAGGAGUCUGCUGUGGAGAAGAGGAAGUACAUCUGGCCCUGGCUGGUGUCCAUCCUCAACAGCUUCCAGCCCAGAGAGGAGGACAUGUCCUUCUCCUCAGUCAUGCCGCUGCCAGAGGAGUUUGAGCUCCAGGGAUUCUUGGCACUGCGACCUGCUCUGAGGAGUUUGGACUUUGCCAAAGGUCACCAGGGGAUCCUGGUGGACCGGGACGGCCUGCCCAUUUCUGCCCGGCACCAGCGCCUCAUCGGUCUGGGUCGAUGGAUGUGUGAAAACCAGCCGGGGCUGAUCCGGUACAGAGUGAGCGAGGACGGACUCCUCAUCUUCAUCACUGACAUUCCAGAGGAGGCCAUUGAGGAGCCACAGGACAAGGAGGUACCGGUGCUGCAGGAGUCGUCCAAUGGAGAGCAGACUCCCAACGAUGGCGGCAACACGGGCCUCAAGUCGGUUCUGUCCACUGGAAAGACGCAGAGCUCCUGGCCCGACAGUGGCGAGCGACCCAUUGUCACCUUCAAGGAGAACAUCAAACCCAGAGAGCAGAGCCAUGAUCUUACUCGGAGCCACCUGCAGAAAGACUCCUGCAAGGAGCGCCGGGAAUUCUCCAAAGGAGCUGGAGCUUCUGCUGGGAAAGGGGAGCUGAAGAAGGACGGGAAGAGGAAGAGCGAGGUGAAGGCCCAGCCGGAGCUGAGGAAGACUCCGGUCACUCAGACCCAGACCACCAGCUCUUCCCAGUUCAUCCCCAUCCAUCACCCUGGAGCCUUCCCCCCGCUGCCCAGCAGACCUGGUUUUCCUCCUUCGGCCUACAUGAUCCCAUCUCCGGUGGCGUUCCCGGGACUCCAGGUGAAUCCAGGAUUCACCUUCUCUACCGGACCGUUCCUCCAGUCAGCCGUUCACACCCAGACCGGAGGUCAGGUCCAGGCCGGGAAGCAGUCCCACAUUCCCUACAGCCAGCAGAGACCCUCGGGCCAGGGGCCAGGUCCGGGCCCCAUGAACCAGGUCCCCACCCAGUCUCCUACCAAACCGGUCCAGCAGGUCGGGAUGGGGAAGAGUCCUCCUCACCCCUCGGGGCUUCCCCAGUACAUGCAGGACCAGCCGGCCCAGAUGUGGAACCAGGCCCAGGUAGCUCUGCAGAAGAUGUCUCCCAUGCAGAUGUCCAUGAAGCCACCUCAGCAGCCUCCUCAGCUACAGCAGAACUUCUACAUGUCCCCCCAGGAUCCCCUGAAGCUCUACGAGAACCAGCUGCAAUCUCAGGUGUCCAACAUGGACAAGAAGAUGAAGUACCCCGACGUCAAGGUCCAGGACUUCUACAGGCAGUCCCCCUACAGGGUGGGCGACAGUCUGGCCAUAAUGUCUGAGAGGAUGAAGAGGCCUCUAGAGCACGAGGUCCCUGCAGGACCUCGUGGUCCCAUUUUCGAGCAGGACAACAAGACCUCACCUCUUCUACCUCCUGACCUGUUAAAAACUCUAGCAGACCUGGAGGAGGACGAGGAGCUGGCCUUUGCUAAGCCUCCUGAUUUCUUCCAGGCCCUGGCUGCUCCCCUUAGCUCUGCUCCUGGACCAAAUAUCUUUCUUCCCAACCAGACGAGGAUGGAGAGCGACCCCGAGGUUGUCAGCCAGCUGUCCUCCAUCCUUCCUAUGACCAGCUUCCCCAUGCAGGAGUACACCCAGAACAGCAUCUUCAGCCAGGCCUACGGCAAAAACCUGGCCCUCAGCUCCAAACCUGAUGCUCCCAUAAUGCAACAGGAGACAUCCCUUUACUCCCUGUUCGAGGGAACUCCCUGGUCCCCCUCCCUCCCCGCCAGCUCAGACCACUCCACCCCGGCCAGCCAGUCCCCCCACUCCUCAAACCCCAGCAGCCUGCCCUCGUCCCCUCCCACACACAACCACGGACCUGUGCCCUUCUCCAACUUCGGGCCCAUUGGCACUCCGGACAGCCGGGACCGCAGGAUGGUGGACCGCUGGAAGGCCGAGAAGCCCGGUACUUUUGGUCUGGACUACCUGCAGGCUUCAGCCCCCUCCACAGGGUCUGACACCAGCUGGCACCAAGCCAGCUCCACAGGCAGCUGGACCAACCCGGAGUCUCCAAUGGAAGAGUCAUCCUCCACUGUACUUCUCGACAGCCUCAAGUCCAUCUGGUCCAGCUCCAUGAUGCAGCCCGGCCCAUCAGCUCUGGAGCAGCUCCUCCUGCAGCAGAAGCAGAAGCAGCAGCGAGGUCAUGGCGCCAUGAACCCGCCUCACUGAACGGCAGCCCGACGCGGCGCUUUGAGUCUAGUCGUUAACCAACCGCCACCAGGAGGAAUGGAGGUAAAAACGUACAGAAGUUUGACCAGCUCCAAUCGACAAAGGGAUAUUAAACCGACAAGGAGCGGUGGAGCCUGGGGAGGCAACGUGACCCCCCAACAAAGAUGAAUCACCACCCCCACCCCCCUCGGCUGUUCGAGGAGUGGUGGCGCCCCUACUGGGCUGGAGGGAGUCGGGAUCUUCUACAUUGCAGCACCACGCUGCCGCUGGAUUUCCUUCAACCUGUGGAAAUCUGAAAUCUGAGGGACUCCCCUCAACACCCCCCUCGCGCCCCCACCCCCCCAGUUUUGAAAGACACCACAUCCGCACCCCCCUCAUCUAGGAAAACAUCAUCUCUCUUCUUAAAAAAGCGGUUCAGCUUCUUAGACGUCUGCUGGUUCUGACGGAGUGUCUGGUGUCCCUCAUCUCUGUCGCCGCUGGCUUCAGCAUCUCUGAGAGGGUGAGGAUGGCGUGGGGGGAGGCUGGGUGAGAGGCACAGACUGGACUUUCUGACCUCUCCAUGUUCAUCAGUGAGGAGGACGAGGAUGACGGACGGAGCGUUUGGCUUUCAGCUCUAUAAAUAUUUACAUAAAUAUAGAUUUCUAUAGUCGAACUGUGCCUGUGGAUCGGCUUCCUGGUGCCCAAGUGCAUCAUGGGAUGGAGGAAGGGAAUUGGGGGAACUAAGCACUAGCCACCCUGUGGAUCUUAGGGAUAGAGUUUCUGUUAGCUAACUACAACCAGACGUAUUUUGUGAUUUGUUCGUAGCAGUUUUAGCUUUUCUUCCUCUGAGGUGAAUCCGGUUUAUCUGUUAGCUUCCUGCUUGAAUCCUGGGCAGAUUCCUGCCUCCUUCCUCUCCUCUGCCUAACGAAGAACCUGAAUUUGCACCCCUGCUUGCUGACUAAACCUUUUUCUGUCCUUGUUCACCUAGUUUGGCACAUGCGUGUACCAUCUGCUUUUAACGGUUUGUUGAUGCGUCGCUGCUUUAGAUGAACGUGUGACUGAAGCCCAAACUCAGAAGAACAUCCCACAGUUAUCCGGAAACCCCCAGGUUCCUUCUUUAGCUGUUGUCAUGGCAACAGGCUGAAUAUUCAUUUAAACUGGAGGAGUACCAGACUUUCAUUCAUGUUUAUCACAUUUUUCUGCUGCAGCUGUUAAAUAUUUAAAUAAUACUGUUCAUGUUUUACUCUGAAAAUUCUUCAAAUUAGAUUCCAAAACCAGGAAAGACACAAAGCGGAGCUUCUUGUUAAGAAGGAUGUCAUGAUCACUCCUUCUGCUGGUUUGUGUUUUUUAACUAAAACGUGACCUGUGGAGGUUCCGGUGCUGGACUGUUCAGGUUUGGGCUUUUAUUUCUCUGGACCAGCAGUCCCAUUUGUUUUAGAGCCAGUCAGGAGGCUUCUCUACUUCCUGUUGGAACCAGCAGCGCUUAGUUGUGAGGAGAAAUAAAAGCGGGUUUUAUUUUCCUGUUGAGGACAUUUAGUUAACUCCAGACGCGUCUACUUUCCGUGUUUGUUCUUUUCAUGUUGCAUUUCCAAAAUAUAUUUGAAGAGAAAUAAAAAGUGAAAGGUCUGACUGUGGAAGAAUUUGGCCAGAAGCUUCAAGGUUCUGGUUCUGACGCGGGCUUCGGCCUCUCUGUAGACUUGGCCUUUAAAUAAACUCUGUUGAUCUCUGA